ACAGAAACGAACAUUCAGAGCCUCUUACAGGAUUUGGGGUUGGAGCAGCACUACCCGAACAAACUCUCACUUAAGGAUGUGCUACAGAUUGACAUGAGGUCAGUGACAGAUGAGCCAGCCCAGUUUCUAUCAUCUUUACCAUGGCUGUUCCUGAAGAAACUGAUGAUGGUGAAUGUGACUGCAAGAAGUGUCAAAUAUUCAUGUAAUGAUGAAGAUUGGUCAAGCUUAGAUAUUUACAAUGAUACAUUCGAUUUUCUUAAUGAUCAGAACAGCAGUGUGAACCCUUUAGACAUAGUGACCGCACUCUUUCUUUGUUCAGAUGGUUUCCUCCAACAGGAAAUGGUUUCGAAAAUGUCAAUGUGUCAGUUCUCUGUUCCUUUGCUUCUUCCAAACUCUGAUACUCAACAGUGUAUGUUCAUGCUUUGGGCCAUGAGAGAUAUUGUGAAGAAAUUUAGACCUCAUUCCUUGUCAGAACAAAAAGGCUUUGUGGAGGAGAGAAUUGUUCACGCUAAGCUCCCCCUAGUGUCCUUUGUUAGACUUGGAAAUUGCAACAUUUCUAAAUCUCAGAUCUUAAACAAACUGCUCAGCAACCCCAAACAAUAUCAUGACACUUUUGUACAUCGUGACAUGGAUUGCGGAGACGUUCCAAGAAAGAUAUCAAAUGGGUUAGUGGAGAUGAGUUGGUAUCUACCUUGUGGAAACAAAAACAUUGAUGUUUUUCCUGAACCCGUGGCUUUUGCAAACUUGAGAGGCGACAUCAGUGCCUUUGAAACACAGUACUCCUUCUUAUGCCAGACCUCCACUGCAGUUUUUGUGUUCUUUGACAAUCUGGACACAAACUACAAGCUACUCACCAACCAACAUGCUAAUGCACAGUUUUUUUUAGUGGGCAACAGACAGAGCAAAGUAUUUAAUUUGGAGCAGCUGAAAAGGACAGCCUCUGAAAUGAGUUUGAAGAAAAACAACAUAAUUCUGAAGACCAAUCAAAACGAUGCAAAUUUUGUCAAAAAUCUGCAUUCUACAGUAAAUUACAUACUUAAUAAUCUCCCAAACAAAGCAUGCCUGGAGGGAAUGGACACCAUAGCACAUGAACUCGGAAUUCAAGUUGAUGAAGACAUCAAAGAAUGUCAGAAAGCAAAAAAGAAUGCACACUUCAUAACAGAAGAAAUACUGGACACAAUGCAGUUCAAACAGGAUCAGCUUCCCCUUCAGGGUAAAAUAUGGAAAGAUUUGGCAAAACUGGAGAAAGAGGAAUGCAGACUCCGGAAAGCUGGUGAUCAAAACAUAGAGACAUACAAGAGUCAUCUCCAGAUGAAAAAGACUGAACUCAGGAAACAGCAGAGUAAAUAUGAUAUCUCAGAGGCCAUGUCCUGCUUUGUUAGUGCACUAACUACCUCAGACCAGGAAAGGUCCUACUUCUUGAAGUGGAUGCGGAUGAACCUAGACAAUCUCUCCAAAAAAAACCUCUCUAGCCUCAGAGAAAAGUACAAAGAAAAGAGUCAACAAUUUUCAGAAAACAAAGAGGAGAUUGCACAACUUGACCAACAGAUCUCUAACAGUUCUUUAGGAAUAGAGCACUUCCUGCGUGAAAUGGGCCAACUCUAUGAAGCUGCGGUGUCGCUUCCAGAAAACUCAGAAUCACAUCAACAAAUGCUACACUUACCUCGGCUAUGUGCUCAGCUGAUGUUGGAUGGCUUCCCUCUUGAACUGGUUGAUGGAGAUGCAUCAAAUAUUCCUCUCAGAUGGGUGAGUGAUGUGCUUCAUUAUCUGAACUUUUUGGUGCAGCCCAAUAAUAAAAUCAUAGUGGUCACAGUUUUAGGCGUCCAGAGCACAGGGAAGUCCACCUUGCUGGACACCAUGUUUGGAGUUCAGUUUGCAGUCAGCAGUGGACGACGCACCAGAGGAGCUUUCAUGCAACUGAUCAGAGUCACAGAGGACAUCAGGAAAAAACUUGGCUGUGAUUGUUUAGUAGUAAUUGAUACUGAAGGCCUGAAAUCCCCAGAGCUGGCAAAACUAGAUGAUAGCCAUGAACAUGACAAUGAAUUAGCCACACUGGUUGUUGGAUUGAGUGAUAUCACAAUCAUCAACAUCGCAAUGGAGAAUUCCACAGAGAUGAAGGACGUUUUGCAGAUUGUGGUCCAUGCUUUUCUCAGAAUGAAGGAAAUAGGUAAAAAACCCAAGUGUCAGUUUGUCCACCAAAAUGUUGCAGAUGUAUCAGCCCAUGACAAGAACAUGAGAGACCGAAAGCUUCUUCUGGAGCAGCUGAAUGAGAUGACAGAGGCAGCAGCUAAAAUGGAGAACAAGGAGGACUAUAAAAUGUUUACUGAUGUUAUGGAGUAUGAUCCGGAGACUUGCAAUUGGUAUAUUCCUGGACUCUGGCAUGGAAAUCCUCCAAUGGCACCAGUGAAUGCUGGCUACUCCGAGGCUGUCUAUGACUUUAAAAAGAACAUGACUGACAUAAUUGGAAAAUGCUAACUCAAAACCCCUGUGAACAACAUUGCCGAUUUUUUGGAGUGGACAAAAAGCUUGUGGAAUGCAGUCAAAUAUGAAAAUUUCAUAUUUAGCUUCAGAAACAGCUUGGUGGCUGAUGCAUACAUGAGACUGUGCACAGAAUUUCAUAAAUGGGAAUGGUCUUUCAAGAAGCAUAUGCACUCUUGGUUAACAGGAGCUGAAACCAGAGUGUCAAAUUUUGAGAUACUCAAACUGAAAGCAGACAAAUCAGACUUGAAAGAUCUUUUAUUUGGGCUAAAACAAGAAGCUGUCACAAAGCUUGACUCAUUGGAAAAGACCACAAUGGAACAUCUGUCCAAAUACUUUGAACAAACAGAGGGUCAUGUCUGUCUUGUGGAAAAAUACAAACAAGACUUUGUGAACAGUGUGAAAUCUCUCAGAAGGGAAACUGAGAGCUCUCUGCUGACACAGCUUGAAGCGACAGUGGAAAUCAGGAGAGGAAUGACUAAUUUGGACCAUAUCAAGAAAACAUUCACUGACACAAUGGAGAAAAAAGUGUUGGGCCUACUGGAGGAGUUACGGAAAAACAACUACUCAAAUAGUGAUGCCUAUAUGACUGACAAUGAGCUUGACAGAUGUUUUGAACAUAUAUGGCAAGAAACUGUCAACGAGCUGUCAUUUAACGAACUGGAGAACAAAAAUAUAUCUGAUUGUGUUUUCAGCCAACUUCGAAGGAACCUGAAACAGAAGGGAAGUUCUGUUGCAGAGAAAUUAAUGAAAGUCAAUCUGAACAAUUAUGGCACAGGGGUGUUCAAAGUCACCAAAGAAAAUUUAUUAAAGAAGUUGUUCAAACGGAUCAUCAGUGACAACUUUGCAGUGAACCUACAGAAUUUGGCAGAUGAAAUGAUAGACACGUGCUCUCACGUAGUCCGGGAAAAGACAGAGGGACGUUUAGAUUACCAUGACACCUACAUUCAGGAAAUCAUAAACAUAAUUGAUGACAAACUGAUGUUCAACAAGAAUCUAGGAUUUUCAGAUGAAUUUGAACUAUCUCUCAAAUUGCACAUUUGUGGGUUUUCGGCAAAAGAAUUUCAACACAUGCAUGAUUGUUUCAUUAAGGAGAAUGACCCACGCAGAUGCCUUGGUCAGUAUAAAGAGAAAUAUCACAAUGAUUUCAAAGACCUAUUCCAUGAUCGCGAUCAGUGUCAGAGAAAGGCUGAAGAAUUCACUAAACUGUGCCUGAUUCCUGCAGUUGAGACAUUCAUCUACAGAUCCUUGGGUCCAGACAUCGUUGACAAAAUGAUUCAGGGUAAAAAUGCAUUUCAGUUCAGCACUCGUGGAUUUUUUCAGUACACACUCUUAAAGCAGCUGCUCAGAGAAGAUGCGUUUGAACAGUAUGUGAAGUACAUUUCCUCCUAUGAACGUGUUGUUAAGGGCUGGAUAUCAGAUCAAAUCACCAAACAGUUUUCAAAUGGACAUGAAGUGUCUGAGUUGGAGGAACGUCACCUUAGAGGGAUCACCAUGGGGAUACUAGAAGCUGUGAAAAUAAAAUGA
This is a messenger RNA of Sinocyclocheilus anshuiensis, 4005 nucleotides long. RefSeq names its product up-regulator of cell proliferation-like. Gene Ontology annotation, molecular function: GTP binding. NCBI's taxonomy places the organism in Eukaryota, Metazoa, Chordata, Actinopteri, Cypriniformes, Cyprinidae. The record is from RefSeq and is a predicted model, not a curated record.